Molecule: messenger RNA, 2447 nt
Organism: Colius striatus (speckled mousebird)
Lineage: Eukaryota; Metazoa; Chordata; Aves; Coliiformes; Coliidae
Gene: TLNRD1
Product: talin rod domain containing 1
Exons: 1
Coding region: 590-1657 (355 amino acids)
Molecular function (GO): actin binding
Source: RefSeq, a predicted model, not a curated record
GGCGGGCGCGCCGGGGGCGGCACAUGGUGCGCAGCCGCCGCCCCUCCGGCCCUUGCGAGCUGCGCCCGGCCGGCGCUGCCCGAGCCGAGGAGCCGGCCGCGCGGUAGCAAGUUGGAGGGCUGCGCCCCUGCCCCGACUCGGAGCGACUGCUGGGCGUCUCUGAGGUAUUCCGUCUCGUAAAGGGAACUUUGCGUAGGAUCCCGCAGCCGGGGAGCCGGAGGAGGUGGUGGAAGGGAGGGAAGCCGACGUGCGAAAAGGAAGAAACAAAACAAACAAAAAGAUAAAUAUAUAUUUCGUCUAAAGGAUGCCGGAGCGGGGCCCGGGGGCUCCCGGCGAGCGCCGGCCCGCCGCGGGAGCACCGUAGGAGCGAGGGCUGGCGCCGGAGCGGGGCGGGCGCCCCGGCAAAGCGCGCUCCCCGCAGCAGCGGCAGCCCCGGCGCCCAGAGCCCUUUCUUGCCUCCCGGCGAUUAAUGGAAUGAUGUUGCGGAAAAGGCAGAGCGAUCCUGCCGGGCUCAGUCGGGACUGCGCGGGCGGCGGCGGAGGCGGUGGCAGCAGGGUCGCGAGCGGCAUGCGAGUGCCCUCCCGGCGCUAUGGCUAGCGGUGGCUCUGGCGACUCCAGCAGCGAGGUGUCUGGCGGCGGCAUCCCCAGCAGCAGUUCCUUGCAGAGGAAGAAGCUCAUCUCUAUCUGCGACCACUGCAAGAUCAAGAUGCAACUGGUGGCCGAUCUGCUUCUGCUGUCGAGCGAGACCAGGCCGGUGAACACCGAGAGCCUGUCUGUCUUCGGCGAGUCCUUCGAGAAGUGCAGGGACACAAUCAUUGCCAGGACCAAAGGACUCUCCAUCUUGACCCAUGACAUCCAGAGCCAGCUUAAUAUGGGACGCUUUGGGGAGGUGGGGGAAAGCCUGAUGGAGAUGGGGGAGCUGGUGGUCUCCCUGACUGAAUGCUCUGCCCACGCUGCCUACCUGGCUGCAGUGGAGACUCCGGGGGCCCAGCCUGCCAUGCCUGGCUUGGUGGAUCGCUACAAGGUGACCCGAUGUAGGCAUGAGGUGGAGCACGGCUGCGGGGUCUUGAAGACCACCCCUUUGGCAGAUAUGAGCCCUCAGCUCCUGCUGGAGGUUUCUCAGAACAUGUCCAAGAACUUGAAAUUCCUGACAGACGCCUGCGUGCUGGCCAGUGAGAAAUCCAAGGAUAAAUUUGCUAAGGAGCAGUUCAAACUCAGUGUCAAAUGUAUGAGCACCAGCGCCUCAGCCCUCUUGGCAUGCGUCAAGGAGGUCAAGACUUCACCCAGCGAACUGACCAGGAACCGAUGCGUGUUGUUCAGUGGACCUUUGGUGCAGUCUGUCUACGCUCUGGUGGGCUUUGCCACUGAGCCCCAGUUUUUGGGUAAAGCUGCCACCAUUAAUCCAGAGGGCAAAGCUGUGCAAACUGCCAUCCUAGGAGGAGCCAUGAGUGUGGUAUCCGCUUGUGUGCUCCUGACCCAAUGCCUCAGGGAUAUAGCCCAACACCCCGAAAGUAGCACCAAAAUGAGCGAUUACAGGGAAAGGUUGAGGAACUCAGCUUGCGCCGUCUCGGAUGGUUGCAACCUGUUAUCUCAGGCACUAAGAGAACGAUCUUCACCCAGGACUUUACCGCCAGUGAACUCCAAUUCUGUGAAUUAACCCCCACAUUUUCUGUUUAGAUCCCAGUCAUUGCUAAAGGAAAAUAAUAUCCCACCUCCUCCCCCCUUUUUUUGUAUACCAAAGAAUUUGCUUGGAUGAGCCCAAUCCUUUGAUUUCAUGUAAUGAAGAAGCAGAACAUAUUCAGACUAGACAUACUAAUAAAGGUGGCCAGUUCUGGCUUACUUAUUUUUACUUUAAAGUCAAGCAAGUAUCUGCAGAUAAAUUUUCCUUGAUGCAACAAGGUUUUCACACAAAUGGUAAUAACAGCUGUUUAAAAGGGUUUGGUGUUUUUUUAUAUUUGGGGAGGUGGGGGUAUCUUAAAAAAAGGAGAAAAAAAAAAGAGCUUUAAUCGCGCUGGGUGCGGUUUUUAAAGUUUGUCUCGUCUCAUCUUCUGAAAUUUCCCUUCUAAAUUUUGCUGUUCAGUUGUGCAGGAAAAAGGUUACCUCAGUUCUCAUUUAAAAAAGAAGAAAAAACCCAACAACACAUAGAUGAUGGAUGUAGCUACUAUUUUGUUUGUUUUUGUUUUGUAUGACUUCUUUUUUAUUUUGCAUCAAGUGUUAGGUUAGAAGUGCAUUUGGUGUGUAGGAGUGGAAGGACUGGAGGUUGUGAUUAUGUUUUCCAUGUGUUGAUUUCCAAACUGGGGGAAAAGCUACUGUGAGUGUUUAAACAAACAAACAAACAAAAAUUACACUAUAACAAAAGUGAUUUUUAAUUUUUUUUUUCCAAUGUCAGUUUUUAUCUUGCAUGUACUGGAGUAUUUAUUUCAUCUAUUAAAAUGUUAUGUUUCUCA